Messenger RNA from Vitrella brassicaformis, 1199 nucleotides. Lineage: Eukaryota; Vitrellaceae. The record is from the annotation of a GenBank genome assembly.
AGGCAGCCUUCCAGACUUCCUCCCUCCCUAGGUGUUGUGUUGGCGCGUGGGUACGAGUGCCAUUGUGUGCAGCUGACAGUGACAGACAGAUGGCCAUUCUCAAGUCCAUGCUCUUGCGAAGCAUCAUCAAUCAGCAGCAGCAGUGAGUGCUUGUCCAACCAACUCACUCAGCAGAGGCACAUCCACACAAAGCACUCUCUCUCUCUCUCUCUGUCAUCAUAUCUUGGUCUCAUCGUCAUAGAGUUCGAUGCAGUCCGCUGAGAAGGAGCCGACUCGGUAGCUGUCCUGCACGGCCGCCCACGCGCCCUCACGCUUACGCAGUAUCUGCACACACCACGACAGGUAACACACACACGCACACAAGACCCCUCUAAUCAGUCAAUUCUCCAUCCCUCCCUCCCUCCCUCCCUCCCUCCAUGGAUCGCUGUGUGCGUACGUCGCCCUGCAUGACGGCAGGGGCGGAGAUGACGCCCAUCUGCUUGAGCUUGGCCUUGUCGAAGACCACGCUGCCCUUGUAGAGGUACUUGCGUUUGUCGGGGGGGAAAGUGAGGGAGAACUCCGCCGUCAGCUGCCGGUUGCGCAUGAAGAACCUGACCGACAGACAGAACACCAAAAACGCAAUCAAUGUCACGCACACCACACGUCAAUUAGCAGCAAUCGAGUCGAAUCGGACCAGCUGCCCUUGGCCUUGACGUCUUCUCUUUCAUACUCGACGAUGCCCUUGUCCUGGUCGACAAACCUACACACACGCACACGCCAUCGAUAUCCCCUCACACCAGUCUGUGGCAGCCAGCACUUCCAUCCAGACCCUCUGAACAGCAGCCUGCCCUUGGUUGUCUGCCCUUCAAUGGUCUCUUUGAUCCUCCAAAGGCCCCUGAUCUUGCUAUACUUCAGCUCCCAUAUAUUCUGCGGUAGGCCCCUAUCAUUCAGCUCGCGCUGGAACUCCACGGGGUCGAUCUUCGCAGACGCCUCGCCCACCCAACUAAGCCACCCCGCGGCGAUUAGAACCGGAGCCGCAAGCCCACCGCUGAGAAACGAGCGCCGUUGCAGCACCUGACUACCCUCCUCUCGCGGACAAUCGUUGCGUUGCAUGAGCAGAGAAGGCACGGCUGUGUCGGCAUGCCUGCCUUGCAACGGCCGACCUAUCCGUGUGGCUGAGAGUGGUCGCGUGGAUGGCGAGAGAAAGGCAGGAAAGGCUG